GGCUGCGGGCGGGAGCGGCGGGAGUGAGCAACGCGGAGCCGGCCGCCACCGCCGAGCAGCCCUCCGGCAGUCUCCGCAUCGGUUCGCCCGCGCGUCCUCCGCGAAUCGGCGGCGGGUCCGGCAGCCGAAUGCAGCCCCGCACCGAGCGCCCGGCCGGCAGGACGCAGAGCCCGGAGCACGGCAGCCCGGGGCCUGGGCCCGAGGCGCCGCCGCCGCCGCCGCCGACGCCGGCCCCCGAGGCAGAGCGCACGCGGCCCCGGCAGGCUCGGCCCGCAGCCCCCAUGGAGGGAGCCGUGCAGCUGCUGAGCCGCGAGGGCCACAGCGUGGCCCACAACUCCAAGCGGCACUACCACGACGCCUUCGUGGCCAUGAGCCGCAUGCGCCAGCGCGGCCUCCUGUGCGACAUCGUCCUGCACGUGGCCGCCAAGGAGAUCCGUGCACACAAAGUGGUGUUGGCCUCCUGCAGCCCGUACUUCCACGCCAUGUUCACAAAUGAGAUGAGCGAGAGCCGCCAGACCCACGUGACGCUGCACGACAUCGACCCUCAGGCCUUGGACCAGCUGGUGCAGUUUGCAUACACGGCUGAGAUCGUGGUGGGCGAGGGCAACGUGCAGACUCUGCUCCCAGCCGCCAGCCUCCUGCAGCUGAAUGGCGUCCGAGACGCCUGCUGCAAGUUCCUGCUGAGUCAGCUCGACCCCUCCAACUGCCUGGGCAUCCGGGGCUUUGCCGAUGCGCACUCCUGCAGCGACCUGCUCAAGGCCGCCCACAGGUACGUGCUGCAGCACUUCGUGGACGUGGCCAAGACCGAGGAGUUUAUGCUGCUGCCCCUGAAACAGGUGCUGGAACUGGUGUCUAGUGACAGCCUGAACGUGCCUUCGGAGGAGGAGGUCUACCGAGCAGUCCUGAGCUGGGUGAAACAUGACGUGGACGCCCGCAGGCAGCAUGUCCCACGGCUCAUGAAGUGUGUGCGGCUGCCUCUGCUGAGCCGUGACUUCCUACUGGGCCACGUGGAUGCUGAGAGCCUGGUGAGGCACCACCCUGACUGCAAGGACCUUCUCAUCGAGGCCCUGAAGUUCCACCUGCUGCCCGAGCAGAGGGGCGUCCUAGGCACCAGCCGCACGCGGCCCCGGCGCUGUGAGGGGGCCGGGCCUGUGCUUUUUGCUGUGGGCGGUGGGAGCCUGUUUGCCAUCCACGGAGACUGUGAGGCCUAUGACACGCGCACCGACCGCUGGCACGUGGUGGCCUCCAUGUCCACGCGCCGGGCCCGGGUGGGAGUGGCUGCGGUGGGGAACCGGCUGUAUGCUGUGGGCGGCUAUGACGGGACCUCAGAUCUGGCUACCGUGGAGUCCUACGAUCCCGUGACUAACACGUGGCAGCCGGAGGUGUCCAUGGGCACGAGGCGAAGCUGCCUGGGUGUGGCCGCCUUGCACGGACUCCUGUACUCGGCUGGCGGCUAUGACGGGGCCUCCUGCCUGAACAGUGCUGAACGCUACGACCCCCUGACCGGAACGUGGACAUCCGUCGCUGCCAUGAGCACCCGGAGACGCUACGUGCGAGUGGCCACGCUUGAUGGGAACCUGUAUGCCGUGGGCGGCUACGACAGCUCCUCACACCUGGCCACUGUGGAGAAGUAUGAGCCCCAGGUGAACGCUUGGUCGCCCGUGGCGUCCAUGCUAAGCCGACGCAGCUCAGCGGGUGUGGCUGUGCUGGAGGGUGCCCUGUAUGUGGCAGGGGGCAACGACGGGACCAGCUGCCUCAACUCGGUAGAGAGAUACAGUCCCAAGGCUGGAGCCUGGGAGAGCGUGGCGCCAAUGAACAUCCGCAGGAGCACACACGACCUGGUGGCCAUGGAUGGAUGGCUGUACCCGGGGGGGGGUAACGACGGUAGCUCCAGCCUCAAUUCCAUCGAGAAGUAUAACCCGAGGACCAACAAGUGGGUGGCCGCGUCCUGCAUGUUCACACGGCGUAGCAGUGUGGGCGUGGCGGUGCUGGAGCUGCUCAACUUCCCGCCGCCGUCCUCGCCCACGCUGUCCGUGUCCUCCACCAGCCUCUGACCCCCAACCCCCAGAGGUCUGCAGCCUCCCACAUGCCUUAAGGGGGCCAUGGCCCCCACCAGGGACAUCUUGCAUCUUCUGUUCACGUCUUUGCGUCCAUUCCUUCGUGUCUAUAUUUAGUUGUUUAUUUAUUUAGUUAUUUAUCUUAUUUAUUGAGGGGUGAGCAGUGCCGCAGCCGCCCGUCCUCCCCUCCACUGCCUGCAUGGCGGGCAGCCGGGAGUGACCAGGUGGGGCCUCGCUGCCCCAGGGCCAUUGCCUGUUCAGACCCUGCAGGCCGCGGAGCCAGAGGCCCUGGGGCUUUCCAAGCAGCUGCAGCCCCCAGCUCGAAUUUUGCACACGGCGGGGUCCCGGGAAGGGUGGGGAGCAGGUGUCCUUCCUGUUGUCGUCUGCCUUGUGCCAUCUUCCCUGGAUCUUGUAGUGGGUGCACACGUGUGCACUCGGGCCCCACACAGCAAUACAAGCCCAACUUGAACAAUAAACACAUUUCUGGGGCUCCUCA
Molecule: messenger RNA, 2553 nt
Organism: Piliocolobus tephrosceles (Ugandan red Colobus)
Lineage: Eukaryota; Metazoa; Chordata; Mammalia; Primates; Cercopithecidae
Gene: KLHL17
Product: kelch like family member 17
Molecular function (GO): protein binding
Source: RefSeq, a predicted model, not a curated record